Syngnathoides biaculeatus (alligator pipefish) is the source of this 2263-nucleotide messenger RNA. RefSeq names its product NK2 homeobox 3 (gene nkx2.3). Bases 1101 to 2069 code for a protein of 322 amino acids. Gene Ontology annotation, cellular component: nucleus. Gene Ontology annotation, biological process: regulation of transcription by RNA polymerase II; cell differentiation. Gene Ontology annotation, molecular function: DNA-binding transcription factor activity, RNA polymerase II-specific; RNA polymerase II cis-regulatory region sequence-specific DNA binding. The record is from RefSeq and is a predicted model, not a curated record. NCBI's taxonomy places the organism in Eukaryota, Metazoa, Chordata, Actinopteri, Syngnathiformes, Syngnathidae. The transcript has 2 exons.
GGCGUAGACGUUCACACAAAUGAUAAAUCCUUCUUCGACUUUCAUCUGGAAAAAAAGGAAUACCGUUUCUGAAAUGUUUGUUUGUCAUGUGUGUUGCCAAGAUGAUGGUGCUGAAGGAACCGCCGAGAAAUCAAAUGUUCAGCAUGUAAAAUGUGCAAUCCAGUAUAAUAACGCAUACAUACUUACAGCCUAUUUUUUCUCAAGUUCGUUAUCCGGCACAGUACAAUAUUUACUUUAAGUACAGUACAUUUUCAAAGUAAAGUUUUGUUGUAAUUAACUUUUUUGAAUUUUACAUGACCUUUUAAUGUAAUCUUUAAGAAGCGUUCAUUUUUACACAUUUUUGAAAGUGUUUCUAACCAAUGCAUUUGAACAAAAUUAUUGACGAAGGCUACAAUUUUUUUAAAUCUCCUUCUGUAUGUUAGCACUGUCAAUAUUCAAACCAUACAUAAUGUUACAAUGCCUUACAACAAUUAACAUACAUUUUUAAGUGUAAAACAGCCAUCUUGGAGUCGAUAAACACUUAGGUCUACUACAUUGCUCUAUUUCAAUGUCGGUCAGGAUGCUGGUACUUGGAGAGCGAAGUUGUUUAGUGUGUUUGCUACCUUGUUUUUUUUAAGUACUUCGUGUAAAAAGUUUGAGAACCUCUGUCGUGUCACUUUCAUUAGGUGGGGGGUCAUCCAAAACUGGAUUAAAGCGAUCACAAGCAUGGAGAGAGAGAGAGAGAGAGAGAGAGAGAGAGAGAGAGAGAGAGAGAGAGAGAGAGAGAGAGAGAGAGAGAGAGAGAGAGAGAGAGAGAGAGAGAGAGAGAGAGAGAGAGAGAGUGUCUGAAUCUCAAUCAUUCCCUUCAGGGAGGGAGAGGACAGCAUCUUGGCUGGUGGUUCUGUUUCUCUCUUAGGAUUGAGCCAACCAAACAAGAUCGACCCCCCCCCCCCCCCAUCCACCGCCCUUUCCCACCUCGCCCUGCAGUCAUUGACGUGCAGCCGAAAGAGAGGGAUGUCUCCACAGACUGUCUUGUUUUGAAAGAAGAAAACAACUUUCUUUCUUUCUUGCUUACUUUCUCCCGGUUUGGACGCAUCGAGCUAUUUUUGCCGGUGGUUAGGAUGCUCCCCAGUCCGGUCGUAACAUCCUCCAGCACGCCUUUUUCGGUCAAGGACAUCUUGAAGUUGGAGCUGCAGCAGCAAUCUCAGGAGUUCCAGUUCAUCUCAUGCCUGUCGGGUCUGCCCGGCGCGCUCCCCUUGCAGCCCGCAGCGUUCCGAGCCCACUCUCCGCCCUCCUGCAUGCUGGCCCGCAGGGACAGUCCGAGCCCCAUCAGUUCGGAGAGCGACGAGAGGAUGUCGUUCCUCGGCGUGCUCGCCGGACCGGAUCGGCUGCACGCAGAGUCCGGGCUGCCGGUGGAGAUGUUCGGGAACCCGGCGCAGAUCCACCCCGUGGACUUGGAACUGGAGACCGAACAAGAGGAUCGAGACGCCAAGGUCGAGGAGACCGAGAAGCCACCGGGCAAGCAGCAGAGGACCAGGAGGAAGCCUCGGGUGCUCUUCUCUCAGGCUCAGGUGCUGGAGCUGGAGCGUCGCUUCAAGCGGCAGCGCUACCUGUCCGCCCCGGAGAGAGAGCACCUGGCCGCCUCGCUCAAACUCACGCCGACGCAGGUGAAGAUCUGGUUCCAGAAUCGGAGGUACAAAUGCAAGAGGCAGCGGCAGGACAAGACUUUGGAGAUGGCGGGACAUCACCACCACCACCAUCACCAUCACGCGCCGGGCCCUCCGCCGCCCCGGAGGGUGGCCGUGCCGGUUCUGGUGCGGGACGGCAGGCCGUGUUUGACUGGGUCGCCCACCUAUAACGCUUCUUACCCGACGGUGGGAACUCCGAGCCCGUACGCCUACAACGGCUACCCGGCCUACAGCUACAACAACUCGAUGUACACCAACACUUACUCUUGUACUAGUUUACCUGCUCUGCCAGCCUCCAGCGCCGCCAACGCCUUCGUCAACGUGAAUUUGGGCCCCCUGCAGGGUGCGCAGACGCAGAACCAGUCCGCGCAGGGGACUCUGCAGGGAAUCAGGGCAUGGUAGUGCAUCUUUUGGACGCGCGGCUCGGAUGGACACAUGGCGGUCGAUGCAGUGAAAUGACAACUUCAAAUUGGGGAGAAAAAUAAAAACAAAUGAAAAAAGUAAACGGUGGCUGCAUUGUGAAUGGAGUGGAACUAAAAUGAAAAAAAAAGGUUGACUGAAACUAAUGGAACCGAUUGUUUACUAAAUAUUAUCAA